AAGUUUCUUUCUGUAAUUUAGCAACACUCGCCGGCGUCGAAAUCGCAAUUUGUUUUCGUUUUACGCGUUUGCCAAAAACAAGGCAUUGAUUGCCUCAAUUAUUAUCUAAACCUGGCGAUUGCGAUCAAUCAGAUUAAGUCCUUGCCCAAGGCACCUGUGGCGCUGUAGAGAUAUGUAAUUUAGAUUCCGUUUCCGUUGUGGCCGUUGUAGCAGCAUAUUAGUGUGCGUCAGUUUUGUCAGCAGAGCAGAGCAGCAGCAGCAGCACGUCACGUAGCAGCAUAAAACGCGAGAACCGCUGUAAUUGGUCGCGAGGGAGAGUGGUGGGCUAAGACGUUGACGUGAAAUGUGAAAGAAGCGACGCAAAUUAGAUGAAAGUAGCGGAAAAGCAAGAGCCGGAGCAGUAAUUACAAAUGAAUGGGCCAUUCUAGGCUGCCAAAUUCUAACAAAACACACAUACCUACAUACAUGCUCACGCUCGCUCAUAUGUAUGUAUGCUCGGCGAGUGCAGCGGACGGAUACACAUACACAUACAUACAAACACAUGCCACUCGCAGGCAAAGCAACGGGCCAGCUUUUGAAUUACCAACAUUAAGAAGAGUAGCACCUGGAGAAGCAAAUAAUUAAGAAGAGAAGACAGACAGACAGACAGAGGCAGCGCAGCAUUUUAUUAAGCGCAGCCGAGUAACAGAAGCUAUCAGAGCGCCCGACGCCCAACGCAAUUCCAUUUUCGGCUUCUCGGAGAGCAACUUAAUUGUAAUACCUACCUACGUUUUAAGCCUAGUUAGUAUCUAACUUUAAGGUCUACAGACAGCAGACACCAUGUGGAAUUCCGAACCAACUCACCGCCAGCAGCAAAAUCAGCACCAGCACAAUGGAAACUCUACCUCCGGCGGUCCGCCCGCCACCAAACAGCUGGGCAUGACCUCGGCCAUCAGUCUAGCCGAGCCCCGGGCCGAGGAUCUGCAGCGAACGGAGGAGCUGCGCGGCUCCCUGGAACCAUACAAUGUGUUCGAGAGCCAGGACGAGCUUAACCACCGCAUGGAGAUCCUGGCCAAGCUCAACACCCUCGUGAAACAGUGGGUUAAGGAGAUCUCUGUCAGCAAGAAUAUGCCAGAAUCGGCCGCCGAGAAGCUCGGUGGUAAGAUCUAUACAUUCGGCUCGUACCGAUUGGGUGUCCAUCAUAAGGGCGCCGAUAUUGAUGCUCUAUGCGUGGCACCGCGCAACAUCGAGCGCACCGACUACUUUCAGAGCUUCUUUGAGGUUUUAAAAAAACAGCCGGAAGUCACCGAGUGUCGAUCCGUCGAAGAGGCCUUUGUACCGGUCAUCAAGAUGAACUUUGAUGGCAUCGAGAUCGAUUUGCUGUUCGCCCGGCUAUCCCUCAAAGAGAUACCCGAUGAUUUCGAUCUGCGCGACGAUAAUCUGCUGAGAAAUCUCGACCACCGUUCCGUGCGCAGCCUCAAUGGUUGCCGUGUCACAGACGAGAUCCUGGCUCUGGUGCCGAACAUUGAGAAUUUCCGCCUGGCCUUGCGCACCAUUAAAUUGUGGGCCAAGAAGCAUGGCAUCUACUCAAAUUCCUUGGGAUACUUUGGUGGUGUUACCUGGGCUAUGCUGGUGGCCAGGACCUGCCAGUUGUACCCAAACGCAGCUGCCGCCACCCUGGUGCAUAAGUUCUUUUUGGUGUUUUCGCGCUGGAAGUGGCCCAAUCCAGUGCUGCUAAAGCAUCCCGACAAUGUUAAUCUAAGAUUUCAAGUCUGGGAUCCACGUGUCAACGCCUCGGAUCGCUAUCAUCUGAUGCCCAUCAUCACACCAGCUUACCCGCAACAAAAUUCCACAUUCAACGUGUCGGAAUCCACCAAGAAGGUCAUAUUGACCGAGUUCAAUCGCGGCAUGAACAUUACGGACGAGAUUAUGCUCGGACGAAUUCCGUGGGAUCGUCUCUUCGAGGCCCCCAGCUUCUUUUACAGAUAUCGCCACUUUAUCGUUUUAUUGGUUAACUCGCAGACGGCGGACGACCACCUAGAGUGGUGCGGACUGGUCGAGUCAAAGGUGCGUCUACUGAUUGGUAAUCUGGAGCGCAAUCCUCACAUUGCCCUGGCGCACGUGAAUCCCAAAUGCUUUGAGUUCAAGAAGGGUCAGAGUGCCAACAAUUCGCAGAAUAACAGUGGCAACGAGGACGACCUGAAACAGUCGCAGGGCAGCCAGUCCUCGGUGACGUCAGCGCCCUUCUGUUCCAUGUGGUUCAUCGGCCUGGAGUUCGAGCGUUCGGAGAACCUUAACGUCGAUCUCACGGAGAGCAUACAAAACUUUACGGAGCAUGUGAUGAUGCAUGGGGUCAACAUCAAGAUGCUCAAGGAGGGUAUGACCAUCGAUGCCCGGCACGUGAAGCGCAAGCAGCUGUCGCUCUACCUGGACGCCGACUUCCUGAAGCGCGAACGCAAGUCCAUGGAGAACCACAACAACUUCAACAACACGCUAUUGGCCAACCGCAAGCGGCUAUCCACGGAGCUGGCCCAGUCCCAGGAUACCCUGGCAACAGGUCAGCAGCCGAGCGGCAAUCGCGGCCGGGACAGCGGUGCUAAGAUACACAGGCUCAGCGAAUCGCUAACGGAGGAGAAUUCGAAUGCCUCGAGUGAUCUGGGAGCCGGGACGCCCACCACGCCAACAGCGGCGCAAAUGAAUGCCCCCAACUUUAAGAGCUCGGGAAAGAACGGUUCCGAAAUGGACACCUCGGAGCCGGAGACGCCGUCGCACAACAACGGCACCAACAACAGCAACCCAGCCACAACGGAGGUGGCCUGCUCGUGACAACCGCCAACCUUACAUCCGCCGCCGGCGCAACAGCAACCGCCGCCCCAGCCCCAGCCAUCGCCAUCGCCCCACCAUCAUCAUCAUCAGAACCAGAAGUUCCGAAAGAACAACAACGCGGCUGCGGCGGCCGCCUCCAAUAGCAUUUUCAACCAGCGCUCGAUCCUGCAUGCGGCUUCCAGUUUAACGGCGGCUCUAAGCAUAACCGGACACAAGCGCAAGCAGCAGCAGCAUACGACGACAACCCCAACAUCAGCAGCGAUCAGCACCACCAGCAGUAAUGUUGUUUAUGGCAACCACCACAAUAGCAACGGUGUGGUUAGCAGCAGUAUCGGCGGCGGUGGUGGCAGUGGCGGUGGCGGCGGCGCCAAUAAUUUUAACAAAAUCUAUUACAUUGAUGAUGAUGAUGAUGACAACCAACCACAACAUUUGACACCCAACCAACAGCAACCAAUAGCGGCCCGAGGAGCAGCCACAUCAGCAACAACACCCACACCCAAACCCACAUCGGUCCCUGUAGCUGCUACAGCCGCAUCAUCGGCACCGACAAUUUCUUUGUAAAAAGCUAUAGCACAUACCAUUUAAGGAUUAGUUAUCAUAGUUAUUCUCUUCUCAUUGAUUUUCACGGCAUCGAUGCCCAGAAAUUAGAAGCCCACAAUAUUUUAUAAAAAGCGGUUUCUAACAUACAGCUCUUUAAAAAAAAAGAAGUUAUUUUAAUCAUUCUUUACAAUUGUCUAACGAAAAAAUACAAAAACAUUAAGAAUCUUCAUUCAAACAAAAAAAAAAAGGAGAAACAACACAUGAGCCACCGUUCAGCCAGCGGCAGAGAAAGCAUUUCUCUCAAAAUUUAUCUUAAUAAUAUUUUGUUGUACAUCUUUUUUACUUCCCCAGAGCUGGUUUGAGGAGUUCAUAGAAGUUGAAGAUGAGGAGAAGGAUGAGGAUGAAUGGGUGAGACCCCAGGAGGAGCACAUCAAACAUCCUUGAGUUCACCUGCAGCAAAUAUUACUUACGAACUUAGAAUUCUUUCUUAUCAUUUUAUUUUAUCUUGUUUUCAACAUUUGUUUUCUUCUCCUUCUAGUUCUAGUACAACGCUGAAAAUUUGAAACAAUUUUGUUCGUUUUUCUAAGAAAUGAUAUCUGAAAAAAGGUAAUAACAAAAAACAU
Drosophila bipectinata is the source of this 3968-nucleotide messenger RNA. It is a transcript of the gene hrg, whose product is annotated as poly(A) polymerase hiiragi. The record is from RefSeq and is a predicted model, not a curated record. Gene Ontology annotation, cellular component: nucleus. NCBI's taxonomy places the organism in Eukaryota, Metazoa, Arthropoda, Insecta, Diptera, Drosophilidae. Gene Ontology annotation, molecular function: RNA binding; poly(A) RNA polymerase activity.